Molecule: messenger RNA, 2902 nt
Organism: Corvus hawaiiensis (hawaiian crow)
Lineage: Eukaryota; Metazoa; Chordata; Aves; Passeriformes; Corvidae
Gene: ZNF692
Product: zinc finger protein 692
Exons: 12
Coding region: 105-1940 (611 amino acids)
Biological process (GO): regulation of transcription by RNA polymerase II
Cellular component (GO): kinetochore; chromosome
Molecular function (GO): chromatin insulator sequence binding
Source: RefSeq, a predicted model, not a curated record
UCCUCCAUCUUUGCUGCCGUCCAUGAGCGGCGUGAGCGAGGAGGGGGUGGGUCCAGUGGCUCUUAAAGGGGGCACGGCCCGGGGUGGGGCCCCCUCGGCGCGGAAUGGAGCGCGGAGCGGCAGAGGAGCCCUUCCCAGUGGACUCGGCCCGCGGGGGUCGUCCGCGGGCCCCAGAGUGCGUCCGGCGCCAGAAGCGCCGGGAACUGGACGCACGGCGCAGCAAGUGCCGCAUCCGCAUCGGGGGGCACCUGGAGCGCUGGUGCCGCCUCAAGGAGCAGCUUGGAUUCACCCUGCACUCCCAGUUGGCCCAGUUCCUCCUUGACAGGUACAGCUCUCAUGGCUGCACCUGGAGCCCAGGAGAGCUGGAGCUGGAGCGGCUCCAGCCGGCUGCACUGCAGCGCCUGGUCGUGCUGUCCCAUGGCCAUGGCCAGGAGUGCGGCUUCGUGCCGGACAUCCUGCUGCCAGCACCAGGCAGCUCAGCCCCGCUGGUUUGGGAGUGCGUAGCUGGGCACCGCUUCUCGUGGGGCGGCUCCGGGGUCCCCAACAGCCCCUCCAGUGACCCCCCGAGGGCGGCCCAGGGAGGCAGCCCCUCCCUGGAUGCUGGACGCCGGCACUCGCUCCGUAGGGCCAUGCCGGGCUCCAACAAGGCCGGAGUGGAGGGAGUGGCCGGGUCACCCUGUGGUGAUGGGGAUCGGGGCGAGGAGCUGGGAGAUGGUGGUGACAGUGGUGGCACAGCCCGCCAGGUGCCACCGGAACCGGGGCCUGUGGCAGCAGCUGGCGGGAGCAGCGCCAUCCCGGGGAAGGACGUAGAGCCAGGAGUUGAGCCCCGAGAGGAAGAGGAGGACGAGGACUUCGCCGAGGGUGAUGACCUGGCCUACACCGAUGACCUACAUGAUGAGAACUACCACCCGUCCCUGGACAGCGACUCAGAGCCACAGCGACACCAGAGCCAACCCAAGGCCCGCAAGAAGCCAAUCAAGGAGGAGCAGCCCCUGCUCGAGCCGCCCCUGCCCAGCUCUGGCCCCUCAGAGGAGAAGAGCGGACGGGUCAGCUCUGGAACCUCCCCAGAUGCAGCUGGAAGAGGGACCACCCUUCCUGGAGACCCAAUCCCAGUGAAGUUGCCGGCGGCGACCACGGGCAAGCGACAAGGAUGUGGCUCAGAUCGGCCCCAAGAGGAUCAGGAAGGCGGCAAAGCGCGAGAUCCUCCUGUGCGACUUCGAGGGCUGCGGAAAAAUCUUCUCCAACCGCCAGUACCUGAACGUGAGCGCCUGGAGGGACUGGCUCUUCCUGGAGCGCUGGGGAGCCUGGGUGGGGUGUCCUGGAGCUGGAAUUGGGAGCUGAUGGGCUUUUCCCCCCGGCAGCACCACCAGAAGUACCAGCAUGUGCACCAGAAAACCUUCACCUGCUCUGAGCCCACCUGUGGGAAAUCCUUCAACUUCAAGAAGCACCUGAAGGAACACGAGAAGCUGCACAGUGACAAGCGGGACUACAUCUGCGAGUUCUGUGCGCGCUCCUUCCGCACCAGCAGCAAUUUGAUCAUCCACCGACGGAUCCACACUGGGGAGAAGCCGCUCCAGUGUGAGAUCUGCGGCUUCACCUGCCGCCAAAAAGCCUCCCUGAACUGGCACAUGAGGAAACACGACGCCGACUCCUUCUACCAAUUCCCGUGCGAUGUCUGCGGGAAGAGGUUUGAAAAGAGGGACAACGUCACCGCCCACAAGAGCAAGAGCCAUCCCAGGGGGCUCGAGGGACCACCCCAGCCCGAGGGAAUCCAGCAGCACCCGGAGCCCCCUGGGCCAGUGGAACCCCUGGAGCUGCUUGGGGAUGUCCUGGGCAGCGGGGGGGACACAGGGAGGACCCCACUGGAGUAUGGGGGGGGGGAUGUCGGGCAGGAUCCAGGCACGCCCCAAGGCCGGGGGAUGGGCGAGGGGGGGUCCUAGAGGGACCUGUCCCCCCGGUCUGGGGACUGGAGCAGGAUCAGGGACGAUGCUGGACCCUGCAGUGGCUCCAGGUGCCAAAAUUACAUGGGAGAGGCAAAACUUGGGAAAAUCUCAGCUUUUCUGCCAAUCCUGGGGCAAAUCCAUUUUUCUGCCAAAUCCCAGCUUCCCUCGAGCCCAGCACUGUUGCCACAGGUGGAUCCUCAGUAAAGACUUAUUUUGGGUAAAAGUGGGAUUUGGUGCCAGAUUUUUAUGGAAAAGAGACAGAAGAGUGAUAUUUGGGUGGUUUGGGCACAGGAAAAGGGCUUGAAGAGGGGGUGGAGACACCAAACACCCAGGAAUUGGGGACCCAAACUGGGAUGAGAUGGAGCUCCCAGUGGGGCUGUGCCCCCAAACUGGGCUGACAGGGAGUGCCCAGCUCCCAGAGUGGGAGCUCCCAGAGCUUCAAGCUUUUCCUUCAAACUUUAUUUAAUUUCCAUUUAAAACUUGGAUUUAAACCAGAAUUUGAACUUACAGAUAUUUGGAAGCUCCAAGUUGGGACCAAUUAGUGAAUCCCAAGUGGCCACAAAAGCCCUCUGCGUUCCACCCCAGCAGUCUGGGGACAAGGGCACGUCCCUGUCUCCGUUCCCCCCGAGCAGGAGCAGCUUUUCCUCCUCCCCCAGCACCAAAAACCCCCAAAUUAUCGGGUUUUAGGGAUUUUUUUGCACAGCAACAUUUUAUUUCCCCACUAACAGUGACAGGGCAAAGGACACGAACAGCAGCAGCGGGGAGGGCGCAAGGGGAGCGGGCAAGCGCAAGAUCACACCUAGAACACGGACCCCCCAGCCCCCCCAAAACCCCCCAGCUGACCCUGGCCUGGGUUUGGGGUGACCCCAAAUAUCCAUGGCCCCUUCCUGGGAUCCUGGUGCUCUGGGGGCUCAGAGUUUGGGGGAAGCAAGGGGGAGACAGGGGGAUGAGGAGGGAAA